GGACAGGCUGCUGCAGCACACACAGAGGGAGCACUGACGGGACUCUGAGUUUAGAAUAAUUCAUCAGAUUUAAUUUAUUAGUAAUAAUAAUAAUAAACAUGAUGAAUGGGACGGACUUUGACCUCCCGCUGUCCGAGUACAGCUUCGAGCGGCGGUUUGACCAGAGAGGAGCGAUACAGUGGAUGCAGGCCAACUGGACUAAGUCUUUCGUGUUCAGCGCUCUGUACGCCGCCCUGGUGUUCGGAGGUCAGCACUACAUGAAGCCUCGACCCAAAAUGAACCUGCGGCGGCCGCUCGUCCUCUGGUCGCUCAGCCUCGCUCUCUUCAGGUAA
Plectropomus leopardus (leopard coralgrouper) is the source of this 332-nucleotide messenger RNA. NCBI's taxonomy places the organism in Eukaryota, Metazoa, Chordata, Actinopteri, Perciformes, Serranidae. The record is from RefSeq and is a predicted model, not a curated record.